AUUCAAAUAUUUUGUAGUUUAUAUUUAAAAAAAAUAGUAAUUCAAAUUAUCAAUUAAAAUAACAAAAUAUAUCUCUUUAUUUUUGGUUGACAACAUAAAAUUACAUAGAAAUAGAAAUAAUUACUAAAUAGAGAGAGAAGGGAUUAGAGAACGAAAAGAAAGAAGGAGAAAGAGAAAGGUAUUAUACACUACUCGCUUGUGAAUGCGACUGUCGCGCCUGCGCACGUCUCAUUUAACGGUUUUAUUCCACGCACUUUUUUCCACGGAUUUUUCCACGCACUUUUUUCCACGGAUUUUUUCUUACGGUUUUACUAUCACAUUUUUUUCAGUUCGGUCGCGCAGCAAAAUCCCUAUCCCCUCCAAGCCUGCCGUAAGGAACUUCGUUCCAAAAAAAUAGUCUAAUUUUUUUAAAAUUUAAAAGACGAAAAGUAAUAGUGUUCUGUGGCCAUAACAAUGGGGCCAUCCUCUUACGCACACGACACGUCUUACUUCGUCGCGCUUAAACUGAAUUCUUAAACUGAAAUUGAUUCAGUAACUGAAUUUAGAACAGUGUAAUGAGGAGCUUCUAAAGCUUCUGAAUUCAGUCGACUAAAUUCAGCAAAGUGUAAUAAGCCAAAAGGCUUAUUACACUUUGCUUGGUUAAAAAACCAUAUACGGUAAUAAAUAAAAUGCACAAUUCACAAUAUUGCGCAAUAUUAAAUUAGUUUAAUCUAUGAUUUAAUUGACCGUUUAGACUAGUUUAGAGGCCGCCUUAGCAGUUUUAAUUUGUUAAUUACAUAGAUUUAGUAUUUUAACUUUAAAUAAUUUAGUUGUGGGUACUUAUUAACUCCAUGGUUAUUUAUUAUUAAAUGUCGGUGAGAAUUGAAAAAAUCACGGAGCCCCUAACACUGGGGGAAGGGCCCCACUGGGAUGAACGUCAGCAAGCGCUAUACUUUGUGAGCAUCCAAGAUAAAACUAUACACAAAUAUGUACCAACUACUGAAAAACAUACAAAAACCAGUUUAGAUGGGAGGGUUGGUUUCAUAUUACCAGUGGAAGGUACAACAGACCAAUUUGUAGUGGGAGUCGAACGCAAGUUCCUUUUCAUACAGUGGGAUGGAGAGGAUGGCAGUAAAGUUGCUGUAUUAAAGGAAUUAGGAGAAGUAGACAAAGACAGACCUAAUAACAGGAUUAAUGAUGGCAAAGCAGAUCCUCGUGGGAGGUUGUUUGCUGGAACUAUGGGUCAUGAAGAUCCUCCAGGUAACUUUGAGAGAAACAAAGCCUCUCUUUACAAAUUGGAUUCAGCUAAAGAUGGGAAACUAGAGAAGAUUAUCGAAACUGUGUCAUUAUCAAACGGCCUUGCUUGGGACUUGAAGGAAAAGGCAUUUUAUUACACAGAUUCCAUGCAGUUUUCGAUAACGAAAUUUGAUUAUGAUGUAGAUACUGGAGAAAUAUCCAACCCCAGAAACAUAUUUGACUUUAAACAGCGCGGUCUACAAGGCAUUCCGGACGGUACAACCAUCGACACCGACGGCAACCUUUGGGUGGCCGUGUUUGGAGGCUCAUGCGUGCUCAAGAUCAAUCCUAAAAACGGAGAAAUCCUACAAAAAUUAGCAAUUCCCGCCGAACAAGUAACUUCGGCGACUUUCGGGGGCCCAAAUCUGGAUAUUUUAUUUGUAACUUCUGCUUGUUGUAAUGUUGGUAAGGAGCAGCUCCCACCCUCCGGAGCUACUUUUAUGGUCACCGGGCUGGGAGUGAAAGGGCUUCCCAAUGUCAGUGUCAGAUUGUGAACAACAUGAUUGACAUUGCAAAGAUAAAUAACAAAGAUUACAUACAUCAUAAAGAUAAAAAAUAAUAUAUUGAAGUUGUAGGUAUUUAUUAUGAAAUUUUAGUGUUUUGGAAAAAAUUGUAUUGAAAUAUUUUUGUACACUUUAUUUUGAUAUGUUUGAUAUUUUGAUAUGCAUAAGCAAAUGUUAUAUUUUAUAUAUUUUAAGUACAAUUAAAAGAGAUUUGAAAAAAAAA
Bombyx mori (domestic silkworm) is the source of this 2001-nucleotide messenger RNA. Its product is annotated as regucalcin. Gene Ontology annotation, biological process: L-ascorbic acid biosynthetic process. The transcript is spliced from 5 exons. Gene Ontology annotation, molecular function: gluconolactonase activity; calcium ion binding; enzyme regulator activity. Lineage: Eukaryota; Metazoa; Arthropoda; Insecta; Lepidoptera; Bombycidae. The record is from RefSeq and is a predicted model, not a curated record. Bases 849 to 1769 code for a protein of 306 amino acids.